Molecule: messenger RNA, 3609 nt
Organism: Myotis lucifugus (little brown bat)
Lineage: Eukaryota; Metazoa; Chordata; Mammalia; Chiroptera; Vespertilionidae
Product: protein Daple-like
Biological process (GO): cytoskeleton-dependent intracellular transport; cytoplasmic microtubule organization
Cellular component (GO): cytoplasm; centrosome
Molecular function (GO): dynein light intermediate chain binding; microtubule binding
Source: RefSeq, a predicted model, not a curated record
AUGGACGGUGGACACAGCCUCAGGAGGGACGUUACUGUCCGCGAGCUCAUGGAGCUCUUUCUACAGAGUCCGCUGGUGGCAGGGGUGACCCGCCACCAGGAGAGCCUGUUGGACCUGCAGUGGUUGGAGGUCCCAGUGGCCCUGGAGGAGGUGGAGUACCUCUCCAACAACAUGUCCUUUCGCCUCAGGAGGCUCUUAAUUGAGCAAGACAGAUGCAGGGAGCUGGUCGUGACCAUGACCCAGGAGUGGAACACCAGCAGCCGCCCCAGCGAGGACACGCAGCACCUGGCCAUGGAGCUGGCGGACACCAAGGCCAUGCUGCGUGGCGUCAGGCAGGAGCUGGAGGAGAAGACGAAGCAGCUGGUGGACGCCAGGCAUCAGUUGUACCAGCUGGUGCUGGAGCUGCAGGAGGCCCGGCACAAUAACAUGGAGCUGGCAGCCAGCGCCCAGGCUGCUCGUGCCCCCCUCCCUGAGCUGGACUCCCUGAGGGAGAAGGUUAACAUCAUGGAGAAGCUGGAGAUGGAGGCGAUGGGCCUCAGGCAGAAGUAGAAAGACAUAGACUUCUUUGCAGCUGUGCGGACUGGAGACGAUUAUUCAAUGGACACCAAGGGCCACCUCCAGGAGCAUUGGAUUUGGUAUUGGAUUGAUAAGCUAUUCGAGCGGGAGGAGGAGAAUGUGCAGCUGAAAUCGAAGCUGCACCACCUACAAUUGGACCGGGACACAGACCAGAAGUGCCUUGAGGAGCUGCGGGAAGAGAACAUGGCCCUCAAGACUGCACAGGGGCAGAGUGUGGAGGAGUCCGCCCACCUGCGCUGGGAGCUGGAGCAGCUGUCAGAGGGUAAAGCAGAAGCUGAGGCCCCUGGAAUAUGGGCUCUGACUCCACUUUGCUCUUCAGCCUCCAGCUGCUUCCUGAAGCUGGACCAGGAGAAGCAGAGCCUCCAGGGCACCAUCCAGGGGCUGCGGGACGCCUCCCUGGCCCUGCAGGAGAGCAGCCUCCAGCGCCAGGAGCUGGAAGAGGAGAACCAGCAGCUCAGAAAGCAGAUUGAAGACUUGCGAGUUCAGAUGGAAAGAGAAAAGCAGACCAGCCAGGUUCUGGAGACUCUCUGUGAGGAGCUGGUGGAGGAGAGAGAACAGCUGCUCCGUGACAAGAAGACCCUGAAGGCUGAGAAAGCCCAGGAGUUCAAGGAUCUGAAAAAAGUGGUGCAUUCACUGCGGGAUAGUUCACAGACCAGCAGCAAGGCCCGCAUGAAGGGCAGGAAGACUGAGCAAAAAGUCCUCCUCCAGACGGUGACAGACACCAAAAGGAAAGUGACCAUGAUGGAGUGGGAGCGGCGGCAGCUGUGCCGGGACCUGGAGCAGGUGAAGGCGCAGGCAGCGCAGGCACAGGAGCUGGAGCACAUGAAGGAGCUGCAUCGGCUGCAGGAGGAGAUCGAGAAGCUGGCCAUGGAGGUCCGCGCCCUGACGACGGCCCCUGAGAGGGUCCACGCCCUCGAGUGGGAAAGCCAGGACCUGUUGCUGGAGAACCAGAGGCUGCAGACGUCUCUAGACACCCUGAAGCCUGAGGGUCUGGAGCGGGACAAGCAGCUGGACACCAGGCAGGUGGAAAAUUCCACUCUGAGCUCCCAGAGCGCCUCGCACACUGCGCUCACAGAGCAGGACACUCAGCUCCAGCACCAGCAGCUGGUGGCAGCCCACCAGGCCCUGCAGCAGGAACACGCGAGCCUAGGCGCACUCCACGAGCACCUGACUAAGGAGCACAAGGCCCUUCUGGACAAGUACCGCCGCCAGAAGACACUGCUGCGUCAGACCCUGGAGCUGGUGAGCAAGGCUCUCAGUGACAGCUACAAGGACCAGAUCCAACAUAAGGUGGCGCUGGAUCAGCUGGGGAUGCUCUUGACCACAGAGCAGGAGGCUCUGCAGCAGGAGCAGAGGACGAGCGCCAUGGCUGCAGAGGAGAACCAGAGGCUGCAGCGAGAGCUGGACAGGGCCAAUUUCCUGCACCAGCAGCUGAAGGGGGAGCAGGAGGAGCUGAUGUCCCACACUAAAAAGCUUCAAACCUCCCUGAAGGACACCCAGCUGGAGGUUUAUCGCUGGCAGGCCCAGUAUGAGGGGCUGAAGGGGCAGCAGGAGGAGCUGAAGACCCACAGCAAGAAGCUUCAGAGCUCCCUGAAUGAUUUGCAGCUGCAGGUGAACCACUGGAAGGCCCGGUACGAGAAGCUGAAAGGGGAGCAAGAGGAGAUGUACACAGUCACCAAGAAACUGCAGACCCAGGUCAAUGAGCUGCUCACAGACAACAAGGAGCUGCUCACAGACAACAAAGCGCUGCGCACAGACAAGGAGGAGCUGCACAACAAGGAGCUGUGCACAGACUGCAAGGAGCUGCUCACAGACUACAAGGAGCUACAAAUGUCCCUGAAGGACACGCAGCGUGAAGUGAACCACUGGCAGGGCCAGUACGAGGGGCUGAAGGCUGAGCAAGAGGCGCUGUACGCCCACACCAAAGAGCUGCAGACCCACACCAAGGAGCUGCUCACAGAAAACCAGGAGCUGCAAACCACCCUGAAGGACACCCAGCAGGAGGUGAACCGCUGGCAGGGCCAGUAUGAGGAGCUGAAGGGGGAGCAGGAGGAGCUGCAGAUGCACAACAAGAAGCUGCAAACCUCCCUCAACGACACCCAGCUGGAGAUGAACUGCUGGCGGAACCAGUGCAACGGGCUGAGGGAGGAGCUCCAGAGCAGGGACAUCUCGCUGACCGAGCUGGACAACCACUGCCAGCUGCUCUCCCACCUCAAGGGCAACUUGGAGGGAGGAAACCGUCACCUGCAGAGCCAAAUCCAAAGCUUGACAGAGAAGAACCAGAGGCUUCACCAGGAGGACGUGGAGAACAACUACCAGCACCAGGAAGAGCAGCGGCAGUACGUAGACAAAUUAAACCCCUUACAGAGACAAAAUGAAAAACUGGAAGAAAAAAGCAUGGCUCAGCACAAGUUCCAUGAUCCAGCGCCAAAGAAGAAAAAGCACUGGAUUGGAGCCAAAGCCUUAGUCAAACUCAUCAAACUAAAGAAAGGGGGUUCCAGAGAACGACCAAAGUCAACCCCAGAGAGGCCUCCCUGGCCUCUGGGGUCCUCAGACCAGGCCUCACCCAGUACUUCUCAGCCUCUUCAAUCACAGCUGGAGCCCCUCCAGGCCACCCCAUGCUGCUCAAAGGGGACAGAAGAGCAAGACACCUGCAGGGGGCUCCGGGGAAAAGGCCCUGGGGACCCAAUACCAAAGGGAGUGGCCCCGCCCAGAGGCAGCCUUGACUGCACUGAUGCCUCCGCUGACCCAGCCACCAAGCCCAGGCCAUCAGAGCUGGGCUCCAGGGCCUGUUCAUCCUCAGCCAUCACUACAGCUCCUCCCAGCUCCACCUACUCCCGGCACCCAGGCCGCACCCACGCUGUGCAACUUUGGGAGGGUAACUCCGCCUUCUGGACGGCUGGGCCUGAGCCCUGGGACCCACACCACUGCUCAAGAAUUGAUGGCACCAAGCGGUUCCUGAACGGAGGUGAACCAGAGUUUGGGCUAAAAUCAGGCAACAUUGGAGGUUUAUUCUCCAGGGCGGAGACUUGA